CUUUGGGAUUGACUGUAUAGCCAAUACAUCCUUAAUAUGAAAACCAAACAAAGUAUGUACGGUGUGCGGUCGAUGGAAUUUUUUAUUGGAUUCUUUCUUCGCGGAUUGAUUUAUCGCUCGUUGGUCAAGGUACCAACCGAAGUUACUUCAGAUACCGUUAGAGAUAACAUCGAUACAUUAUCGUGCGGUGAAUAAUUGCUAUUUAAUUACAGGCGUGGAAUUUUUGCAAUAAUUCCCGAAUCAUGAAUUUCAAGUACGAUUUGUAUUUCGAAUAAAAGACUUGGAAUUAUCGUGUUGAUUCGCCGUCAGUAAACUAGAUGUCUGAUGCAGGUAUAAUCAGUCGACUGGACUAUUUGCAAGAUCUUGGGAUCGACGCGAUUUUGCUGGCUCCCAUUUAUGCCUCACCGCUGAUAGAUUCCGGUUACGAUAUUUCCAAUUAUACGAGCAUCAAUCCUCUGCUGGGUAAUUUGCAGGAUUUCGACGAACUUAUAGAAGAAGCACACAAGAGACAGCUGAAGGUAAUUUUGGACGUGGUACCAAAUCAUACGAGUGAGAAACAUGAAUGGUUUCAAUUGUCAAGUAGAAAUAUCAAACCCUACGGCGACUAUUACGUUUGGUCAAGAAAGUCCACAUGGAAACCACCCAACAACUGGGUAAGCACACAUAGCGACGUGGAAGGAUCUGCAUGGACAUGGCACAGCACAAAACGUCAGUGGUAUUACCAUAAAUUUCACAAAUCCCAGCCUGACCUCAAUUUGCGAAAUGAGAAUGUGAUACAAGAAUUACUGGAUGUGUUUAAAUUUUGGCUAAAGAGAGAUGUCGACGGCUUUAGAAUUGGCGGAGUAUCUUAUCUGUAUGAAGAUGAGGAUUUAAGAGACGAGCCUGCUGGGGCAAAUGGGAGCUACACAUCUGGAUUGCCAGAGAGCACAGCUCUUGUGUACAAGUUUCGUUCGUACAUUGAUGAUUGGGUGGCAGCAAACAAUGCUACAUCAAAACUGUUGAUCGCCGAGUCUCGUGACUCUGAUGAAAAAUUGAUAUCACUGUAUGGCAAUGGAACGCAUAAGGGAAUCGCACCUUUCAAUUUCCGCUUUAUUACAUCUAUUCGAAACACGAGUACUGCUGAACAAAUUAAAAAUGUUCUGGAAGGCUGGAUUAAGAAGCUUCCAAACAAUACAAGCACGAAUUGGGUGCUCUCCAAUCAUGACAAUUCAAGAGCAGCCUCGAGAAUCGGAUUAAAUCGCGUCGAUGGCCUUCAUAUGCUUAGUCUAUUAUUGCCUGGCCAGGCGUACACUUACUAUGGGGAAGAAAUCGCGAUGCUGGAUAGAAAAAUGUCGUGGAGCGAAACGAUAGACCCUAUGGGUUGCUCGAGGACGAAGGAAACUUAUGCAAAUUAUUCUAGAGAUCCUGAAAGGACGCCCAUGCAAUGGAAUUCUAAUAUCUCAGCAGGAUUUUCAACGAAUAAAAUUACGUAUCUUCCUGUUCAUCCGGAAUACGCAAAAAGAAAUAUCGAAGUGCAGCGAAAUCAGACACGCAGCAAUUUGAAUAUCUACAAAUCGCUCACUGCCCUUAGGAAAGAUCAAAUAUUUACUCAUGGCGAUUACAAGUUCGCGGGCUUAAAUAAUGAUCGCGUGUUCGUUAUGAGAAGAUCCCUGGCAAACAAUCCUAUAUAUUAUAUCGUCGCUGUUAACUUGGAGCUGCGACAGGAAACUCUUAACUUGACGUCCCUGUAUCGAAACGUGGAGGAUUCUGCAGAAAUUGUCGUCGCGUCCAGUAACGCAGUGAACAUUACGUCUGAGAGACACUACAUGCUCUCAGCAAACGCUGGAUUAGUAUUAAAAGUCGUAGACAAGUGCGAUACCACAACUGCAAAUCCGCCAUCGACCACACCUGGGAAAGGUUCCGCUGGUGUUCCCACGCCAACAGUGCAACUAGUACUAACUAGCAUUACUGUGAUAUCGCUGUAUAAACUAUCAACAUUUUUAUGAACGCUAUCUCGCAGAAGGACGAUUGUAAAUCGCGUAUUUAGAUAAAAAUAAUUAUACAUAGUGUGACAAAGUA
Messenger RNA from Ceratina calcarata, 2058 nucleotides. Its product is annotated as maltase 1. The record is from RefSeq and is a predicted model, not a curated record. Lineage: Eukaryota; Metazoa; Arthropoda; Insecta; Hymenoptera; Apidae. The transcript has 8 exons. The coding region runs from base 318 to 1985 and encodes 555 amino acids. Gene Ontology annotation, biological process: carbohydrate metabolic process.